AUGUCCCACCCAAAGCACAAGAAACAAGCAGAAAAAUCCGACAGAUCGGAGUUCUUCGCGGCCCGAGCCUCUACGCCGAAAGCUACAGGCCUGCUGGACCAGGCCCAAGAUGGCGACGGCGGGAACGACACACUGCCGCUAAGGACGCCCACGGGCUCCCACAACCUGCCAGUCACGCAAGACUUUCUGCAGACAUGCUUGGAGGAUAUGUCCAGCAAAAUCCUGGCAUCCAUCCAAAGCACUCUGAGGGAACUCAGCAAAGACGUGCAAGAGCUGGGGGACAGGACCGCACGGGUGGAACAGCGCGUGGAGGAGCAGACAUCUGUUCAUAACGAGCUGGCAGACCAAGUGCACAACCUGCAGCAGUUACUGAACCAGUCCCAAAGGAAAAUCAUGGAUCUGGAAGACCGCUCACGAAGGCAAAAUCUGCGAAUUAGAGGCAUACCGGAGGAGGUGUCUCAACAAGAUCUGCACCCCUUCCUCAUAGAGUAUUUCAAAGCACUGACCCCCGAGCUACCAGCGGAGAUGCUGAUCCUGGACAGGUACCACAGGGUCCAAAAGCCAGCGUUCCUCCCGCAAGACACACCAAGGGACGUGCUAACCCACCUUCACUACUUCCACGUAAAAGAGGCAAUUCUCCAGGCCACGAGAGGGCAAAGGGAUCUGCCACAAAAAUUCACUCACAUAAAAAUCUUCACGGAUCUGUCAGCGGCUACACUACAGAAAAGGAAAGAAUUCAAAACGACCACAGAGGCCCUGCGCAACAAUGGCGUCCAGUACAGGUGGGGAUACCCGGUCCGCCUGCUGAUCAGGAGGAAUGGCACACUAACAACGAUCAACACGCCAGAGGAAGGCCACAAACUACUGCGCAGCUGGGGCAUUCAACCAACCCAGGCAGGGGCAAAGGCUGCAGAUCAGCGCAGACUGUCUCCGGAGUGGAAGAGGGCCAAAAAAUGAUCCCACAAAGGGAUUCCAAGCAAGAGAUGGGACUUAACAGAGACUCCAGAGGGAGCAGUCGGACAAUGGGCCGCAAGUAUACCAGACACACAUGA
Messenger RNA from Pelobates cultripes (western spadefoot toad), 1052 nucleotides. The record is from the annotation of a GenBank genome assembly. NCBI's taxonomy places the organism in Eukaryota, Metazoa, Chordata, Amphibia, Anura, Pelobatidae.